AGAAUAGGAGGAGCUGGAAGAGGAAGAGGAGGGGAAGUUUAGAAACAAAUAAAAGACUUACUAUCUGUUCCUUUACAGAAAAAUUUUCUAUUCCUGGAAGUAAAGAAUAGUAAGAAGCAGAGCGGCACUGUGUCAAGUGGCUGUGCACAGGUGGUGCUUUGUGAUGCCAAACACCCCAGGGCUACCAUUGGCUGGAGGAAUUUCCUGCUGACCAAUCAAAGCUAAAGGGCGUGGCUCCCCAUUGUCCCUGGAGGGUAUAUAAAGGGCUCAGGGGCCCUGGAGAGGGCCAGUGUUGCUACAACAUGGCGGAGGUUAUUGAGGCAGUGCUGGGGUCUAAUUCAGAUGCUGAAAACAAAACCGAAAUCGCAGAUGUGAGAAAAGUUCCAGAAAUCAAAGAGAGGAAGACCCCUUGUCAAUCGAAGGACAAAGAACGUGAGAAGCUGCGGAAGAUACUUGCAAAAGUUAAAUCGGCCCUUCAGGACAAUGUAGAAAAGCGUAAGAAAGGAAGGAAAUCGACCAUACUGGUCUGUUACCGCAGACACAGCAAAGUGAAGACUGAAAAUCAGCUGAAGAUGAAGACGGAAGAAGAAAGCCUGUCCCCACUCCGGGCAACACCCUAUGCCUGCCAGGGGCCAAAGAUCUCAAAGUAGCUGUUACCUCCCCAGAAAAAGCACUGGAGAGAUGGAUGCUUAGGUAGAGAUCAAAAGUUUCAUGGUGGUCACCUGUGAGGAGACCAAUGAAGUGCACGGAUAUUGAUUAAAACAACAAGUUGCAAAUGGA
Canis lupus familiaris (dog) is the source of this 780-nucleotide messenger RNA. RefSeq lists its product as uncharacterized. The transcript is spliced from 3 exons. The record is from RefSeq and is a predicted model, not a curated record. NCBI's taxonomy places the organism in Eukaryota, Metazoa, Chordata, Mammalia, Carnivora, Canidae. The coding region runs from base 303 to 650 and encodes 115 amino acids.